GUGCUCCUGGCCGCGGUUUGGGCACCUGCCGUGGCCGAGGAAGCGGCAGAGCUCCUGCUGGCCGGAUCUGGCUCGGGGCUGGGACCCUCGGGCCAGGCGCCUCCUGCCAAGGGACGGCUCUGCCAACGCUCCCCUCUCCUCCCCCAGCCCUGCUCACUCCAGGCGGGGAGGAGGGGACCGUGCUGGGGGACAGGACUGGCUGUCCCUGCUCCCACGGGCCGGGGGCCAAGGGGUGCCCUGGGGGUUCCCGGCCCCGUGGGGCUGCCCUGGCCCGGGAUGAUCCCGGCACAGCGAGCGGGGCAGGUCAGUCCCAUCCCACAGCCAGCUUCCCACAGCUCAGCCCCUGGGGAAUGGGGCUCUGCCAGUGCUGGGAAUGACUUCCUGCUCCAGCCCCUUGGAUGGGGCUGGGCUGAGAUGGGGCAAAGUGCCAGGAAUGGCCCCGCAGCCUUUCCCUGGGCACUGGCCAGGCUCUCUGCACUGCAGAGAGGGAAUGAUUUAUCCCCCUAAACAUCUCCCAGCCCUGGGAAGGGCUGGAUGCCCCUGUCCACCCAAAUGCAUCUCCCUGGAGAAGCCAUGGGAGCGGGCAAAUGCUGUGCCACAGUGGGGACACAAUGGGGUCCUGUGCUGUCACCCUGGCCAGGGGACAUUGGGCCAUUGUCUGGGACAGGGAGAACAACAGCAGCUGCAGCUGGAGGCUCUGAUCUCACCAGGCUGCCUCUGCCCCGGUCACCGUGCCCCCCUGCCCUCUGCCAGGUCCCAUGUCCCACCCCCUGAGCCAAUGAUCCUGGUCACUGUCACCUGGGAUGUCACCAGGCUGCUGGGGGACAGCUGGCUCCUCUUGUCCCUCACUGGGGCACAAAUUAGUGAGGUUUGGUCCCUGGGGUUUGGCCCCUCUGCUCCCCGGGGCUGUGGGGCGGGGAGGAGCCCUGGGGUGACACUUCACGGGCCGCCUGCCACUGUCACUUGGCCGCCCUGAUCUUUGUGACGCCUGUCGGCUCCAGGCUCGGGCUCGUCCUGCCGCGGUGCCGCGAGCUGAUGGGGCAGAAAGCCGUGCGGGGCUGCGGAGCACAGCGGGACACGGCCCCGGAACACCAGCAGGGACAGAGACAGGGACAGUGCCACCUGUCCUGGGCCAGUGGGGAGUGACCCCAGCACCGCCAGUGUCCGGCCAGUGCCGGCCGCAGGGAGCGAGGCUGCACCCGCAGCCUCCCAAAGCCCUCGGUGGGCACAGUGACAUCUGUCACAUCCCCGGGGUGGCACCUGGGCUGUCCCACGGGGCUGCCGGGUGGGUGGUGGGUGCCCAGCACCCUGCAGCACCCACGGGCAGCGCUGGGGCAGUGCUGGUCCAGUGGUUUGAUGGCAAGUGACAGAAUGGGAGCAGGGCUCCAUCGGCCGUGGCAGCCCACGGCGCCCCAGGCGCUGAGCGUGGCCGCGGGAGCCGCGUGACGGGGCAGGGAUGGAGCUUUGGGAUGAAUCCAGGGGCUCUGGGGCUGCUGCACCCAUGUGGGCACGGCCACAGGGUGCCACUGGAGCCUGGCACCCAGGAAAGCCCCAAAGCAGGGGAUGGAAGGGGCUUCUGGGCAGCCCGGUGGAAGUGCCCCUGCCUGUGGAUGGAACGAGGAGGGCUUUAAGGAAACUAUUCCAUGGUUCUGUGAUUUGCUGAGAUGCAAGGUGUGACCCCUUCCAGGAGCCUGGGGAUGCGGGUCAGUCCUGCCAGGUGGUGCUGGUGCUCACAGCACUCAGAGCAGGGCAAAACACCCCCAGUGUCCAUCCCGUGCCACUGGAAUGCUCAAUCCCAGCACUGUCUCCAUUUACAGCCUCCAAGUGAGGGGUUAACCCAGCCCAUUGCCAGCCCCAGCCGCGUUUCUGGAGGAGAAGCAGAUGUGGGAGGGGGAGCUGAGAGGGGCCUGGGGCUGAGCUCCCCAGCUGCGGCACCGGCAAUCAGGGCUGCAAAUUGGGAUCAGAUGUGGGCAGCUUCCCCUCUAAAUGCAGCUCCAGGGCUGCUUGGACUGGUUCUGCUCUGCCUGGGGAGGAGGAGGAGAGUUUUGGAGGAUUGCUGGGGCCCUCCAGAGUGUGGUGCUCCCUUUGGAGAGCUGUUUGUUCCCUGGGGAGUGCCCCUGCCAGCCCCGGGAGCUCUGCUGCCCUGCCUCUUUCCUUGCCUCUUCCCCUGCCUGUGCCGGGCUGGAGCGGGCUCUUCCCGGAGCAGGGAUGAUGCAGGAGCUGGUGGCUGGCAUGGAGAAGAUCAGGUUUGACUCAGAGGCUGAUGUGGAAAAGCUCAGAGCUCGGCCCCUGCCCUUCCCGGGGGUGGACAGUAAGUUGGGGACAGGGCUGUGGCAUUUUUGGGGUGUGACAGGGCUGUGGGAGCUUUGGGGCUUUUCCUUUUCCUUCCCUCCAACAGCACCUGGGUGGGUUUUGUCCUGGCUCCAGGCAUUGCUCCCUCAGGGAGCUGGCAAAGCUCUCGGGGGGCCUGCCAGGGUCCUCAGUGUCCCCGUGGUCCCAGCAUUGGGGGUGGCAGGUGAAGCCCUCUGCACCCCGGGGCUGUGGGUGCAGGUGAGGCUGGGGCAGUGGGGACAGGCUGGCUGUGACAUGGGUGUCCCAGGUGAGCAGGGCCACCCCGGGGCAGUGGGGACAGGCUGGCUGUGACCCGGGUGUCCCGGCUGUGACCCGGGUGUCCCAGGUAUGCAGGGCCACCCCCGGCACGGCGGGGCCAAGCCCGCGGUGUGCGAGCCUUGGCUGCGAGGGCUCUGCAAGAGGGGCGACGGCUGCGAUUUCCUGCACGACCGCGACGCCAGCGGGAUGCCCGAGUGCUGCUUCCACUCCCAGCUCGGUAGGAGCGGGGCUGGGCAGCCCGAGAAGCCCCUUCCCACCCCUGCCCCGGGCCUGGCCCGCAGCGAGCGGCUGAUGCCACCUCCUGACUGCGGGAAGAAGUGCCACUGUCACGCAGUCAGUGUCGCUGUCCCUCUCCCCCAGCCAAACCUGGCUGUACCCAGGGCGGUUCCCAAUUCCUUCCAUCCCUGAGCCAUUCCCGCUGCGUUCGGCUCGAGUGAGCGUUGUCCCCAAUGUCCCUCGCCUUGCUCCCGCAGGACAGUGCAGCGACAAGGACUGUCCCUUCCUGCACGUCGAUGCCACCGCCAGCCCCGCGGGCUGUCCCUGGUACGACCGUGGCUUCUGCAGGCUCGGGCCCCUGUGCAAGUACAAGCACACGAGGAGGGUGAUGUGUGCCAACUACCUGGUGGGAUUCUGCCCGGAGGGACCCAAGUGCAAAUUCGUGCACCUCAAGGCCGGGCUGAUGACGAGCACCACAGACCCAUCCAAGGAAUGUGGAUGUCCAUGGGGGCUGGUACAGCGGGAUCUGGCUGCUGCAGAGGACAGGGGAGGUGAGGACGUGCCACCCAAGGAGCCACCUCCACGUGGCACCCAGCGCCUGUGGGACACCGGUGGCUGUCCCCUGGGCCCACAGAGCCUGCUGGAAGGAGGCACCUGCUCCAAGGGAGGAUCAGCCGGACCCUGUGCCAGCGAGAGCGGGAGGACUGCGCUGGAAAUGCUGCUGGGAAAGUGAUCCAGAGCUUCCACACGGACACAGAGCUCCCACAGGGCAACAGGAGGGCACGGGACAUGACGGGCACGGGACACGACAGGCACAGCCCCGGGGCAGCUGCUGGGCUGGAAGGGCCAGCAGGGCCUGCCCAGCACCAGCUCACAGCUGGCACAGCUGGCACAGGAAUCACUUCACACUGUGAAAAUCGGGAGUUUCCACUGCUGGCUGCUCCCCCUGGCACUGCUGGCU
Molecule: messenger RNA, 3787 nt
Organism: Prinia subflava (tawny-flanked prinia)
Lineage: Eukaryota; Metazoa; Chordata; Aves; Passeriformes; Cisticolidae
Gene: CPSF4L
Product: cleavage and polyadenylation specific factor 4 like
Exons: 5
Coding region: 3215-3559 (114 amino acids)
Molecular function (GO): metal ion binding
Source: RefSeq, a predicted model, not a curated record